Messenger RNA from Porites lobata, 5905 nucleotides. Lineage: Eukaryota; Metazoa; Cnidaria; Anthozoa; Scleractinia; Poritidae. The record is from the annotation of a GenBank genome assembly.
AUGGAUGAAACCUUUGCAGCAGAUGGGAAUGAAAACUCCAUUAAGCGAAGAAAUCACGCAGGGCCAUUACCGAGGGUCAUUUAUGACCUGUUUCUAAAUUGCAUUCGGCUGCGCUGCGCAGCCACCCUCCCUAAGUGGAUCCCGAGCGGACCCGAAUUGAAAGCGGCGGGCUUUCCAAAACCCAAAGGAGGCAUAACAAGACGUGAAAGAUUCAAGAACUGGGCCGAACGAAUGGAUGUAAGGUUCGAUGCUGAAGCGAACUGUGACGUACUUGUUCACAAACGUACUGGGAAGAUAAUUGUUCCCUUAGAGGAAUUUGAGACAGUUGUUAAAAAGAUUCAUUCUCAAGGUCACCACGAUGUGAAGAAAACAUUUGCCCUGGUACGUACUCAAUACUCGCUAAUCGAAAUGUUACCAAACAUUAAAUAACUUAUAUAAGCACAUAUAUAACAAAUAUUCUCUCCAAACCUUAUUUUAGCUAAAUGUAUUUUUAUGCACAUAUGGAGUCUGGGGAAAAUUAGCUCCUCAGCCCCUAGAGUGAUUUGCCUGUCACGAGAUUUUAGCCUUAAUAAUUUAAGUGAUUCAGACAAUCUGACACUGAAUAGGACUUGUAAAUGCAUCUGUUGGGAAUGAGGCGUAGUGGCCACCUAAAUUUGUUCACAGCCUAACAGUGAAUGGCUCGACAUUACCUAAAGUGUGACUCAGAACCUCUGACCACAGAUUUCGGCCUCUUGGGCUAUUGACUCAGAGCCCAUUCAGGCUCAAGGAAUAAUUCUUAAAUUUCUGCAUAUUCACCCGGUACCCACUUUUGAGCCCAAUUACAAGGUCUCAAACUCGGGCACUGAAUUCAAGUGUGGGUACUUGAAAAAAGGGUGUGUUCACCUUAGUGUCCAGCAAGUACUGUUCUUGGGCACCAUUGCUUGGGCAAAAACACUGUGUCAAAUGCUUGAUAUUACUUCCCAAACAAAAUGAUUUUAAAAGGAGAGAUUAAGGAUGAAAAAGGAGCAGUUUUUCAUCUGAUUUCCGAACACUCAUUUAAACAUUAAUUUCCCUUGUAUUUUCUUUAUGAAUUAUUAUUGAGUUUGAGAACUCAUAUUGAAGGGUUCAUUUUUGUCAGAAUUAACAUAAGCACGUUUGGCCCGGCUAUGGUAGAUUUUUUCCUCCUUAAAAAUAGGUAGUUGCAACAAAGGUUUGGAUGUUUUGGUUUCAUAAUUAUAUGAAGCUUCAAGUUGUGGUAGGAAAAAGAUGUCUUUUGUUUUGUGUGUGUGUGUGUGUAAUAACACCAGCAGUCAAUAAGGCAGUAAACCUUUUAAUGUGAAACUAAGAAAACUGUGAACACCAGAAAUAUUUGUGGAAUGUUUUUGUGUUGCGAGGAAAAAGCCCAUCGGGCAUGAGAAACUAAACUGCAGGCAACAGUGGUAUUAGUUUGUGAUUGUGUGACUUUUUGGGUUUCCUGAUCGUUAUUGUGAUUGCAUGCAAUACAUUUCUCAUUUCUGAAAUACAGUCGAAUGUCUCGGUAUGGACACCUCUCUAUUAUGGAUAGUUUCCAAUGUCCUGACAAAAUUAUCAUAUAUUUUCUAUUAAAAAAACCUCCAUAAUACAGACUCUCUCUAACACAGACAACGGACACUAAAUCUCGGCCCCAGAGAGUAAAUUCACAUAAAAUUAACUUCUUUAUCACGGACACUGCGGUGAUCAGGUGAUGAUAGUUUGUCUACACAAGUUGUGUGAUUUCAAAAGCCCAACCGCUGUAUAUCAAACAACAAUUUGCAAAAGGUGUACAGAGCAUGCAGAGGAACAUGACUGACUUAUUUAAGGCUUUAAUAACUACAGAUAGCAUAAAGAUCCUUUCUAUAACAUUUUGUUCUCUAGUUACUGUUUACUGCACCUGCAAAAUAGUGAAAGGCACUUUCAGCAUUGUGCUUUAGGUUACAACUUUUUACAUGCAGCAUUGCACUGUAGCUCAUUUCGUUUUAAAACAGUGAUUUGUCUCCAACUGUACUUACUUUGUAGCUGAGAUGUACAAUGUUGUAUGCUACUGAAAGACAGUGUCUUUGUGCCGUGAAUUAAUAAAUAAUUUAUUAAUGCAGUUUAAAAACAAUUUUAGCCUACUGAGCACUUAAAACUGUAAGUAGAGUCAUAAAAGUGACGUCAUCAUAGUGACCUCUUUUAUACAGACCCCUCUCUAAUACGGACACUUUGCUCUGUCCCUUCAGCAUCCGUAUCAGAGAGGUUCGACUGUAUUUCAGUUUUUCUGAGUUAGACAGUAACUCCUUAGUUGAAUAGACUUACGUAUUACUUUCUGUACUUUUUCAUAACAAAAAUCAUGUACAUUUUCACAAGUCACCAUUUUCACAUAGACCAUAAUGCACCUUGUUUAACCCUCCCCCAAAUUUUGCAUAACGAUUGCCUUCAAUUUCUCUUGGGAUGACUGUAAUACCCAGGAAAAAUUGAAAGCAAUGGUUAUGCAAAAGUCUGGGGGCAGUCUAUUUGAAAAUGGUGAAGUGAAGCACUUACAAGGAGUAUUUCAAUAUUCUAGAUUCAACAAAAGUAUACUGUUGGACACAGGGACUUUGGAAUUGACAGAGACAUUGUUAGUAUCGUGGUAGAAACCUGUGCAGGUUGUUUGUUGAAGGGUAAACUUUUGGCCAGUAAUGGAAUGAAAAAUGGAGAUAGUCAUCUCGUUCACAAUGACAGACUACCACAUUACAUCUGGAUGGGAAAGUCUGAGGCUUUAUCUAUGGUUGCCCAUGUGCCAGACAGCAAGUGCAUGUGGUUUGACAAGUCUGGUAGGUAUUGUUUUAUCCUGGUCAUGUAAGUGAUCAUAAUAGAUUUGGGCAAAGCCAAAAGCAAAGCUCUCCUGGAAUCUUGUACACCUGAACCUAAAAUACAAUGAUGUGAUAUUGGUCAGCAGAUUAUGACAGCAGUCAAUUGAUCAUAACAUGGAUGUAUAAUAUCAAGCUGAACAUAGAUUUUAUAUGCUAUAGACUCCAAGCUAGUAAGCAUGACAUUACACAUCCAUUAACAGGAAGGGUUGGGCAUACAGACAUAUGGACCGACAAUUUUGUCAGAACCAAAAUUUCUUGGGUGUAGGUUGCAUAGAUAACCAAAUUUUAUUACCCAUGGUACUCCACUGAGCAUGCUUCGCACGCGCAACAGCUCCGCCACCUUGUACCGUAGGUGUACGGAGCUCUCAAAAAGAAGCAUCUAAGACGCCCUGCCAGGGUAAAUUCCGACAAGCGACAUGGCUCAUAAAGUAGCGACAGCGUGUAAAAUGAAAUCGUGACAAGAGACAACCUCCCUCAGCCAAAUUGCGACAGUGACGGCAAAGCCGACAUUAAGUGACAAGCAUUUAUAAACACCGACACAAGACGUUUUAAAAUUCAGACAGGCAACAUAAACCUGCCUACUGUUACCUUGUGAAAGGAGAGGAGAAAUUUUGAUAUGAAGUCAAGUGUCACGUAGGCUUUUUGCAGUGGACCUCUUCCAGGAAGCCUGUAGUCUAGCAGCGUGUAUGACUUAAUAGAGAGCAAAAGUAGUGGGAAUAAUUAUGAUCAUUCGGGUGAGUGUACAGGUAGUUCUAAAAAGGACUGUUGUUGACAAUGACUCGCAUUUCAACAUUGGUAGUCAUCUUCAGAGUGAGUUGUAUCACCAGUCACAUUCAGUCUUCAUAGGCGAUAACAUCGAGGUUUAACAGACAGAUAACCAAUAACGUUGUGGCAUAAUUGACCAAUCAGGUCAAUAAGCAGAGUUUUCAUCAAGUGAUGUGAUACAAGUCACUUUAAGUCCAAAGAUAACUACUGCAACAGGUUGUCAAAACAUCAGUCACUGUCAACAACAGUCCUAUUUAGGACUACAUGUAUGCUUGCUUACCCUGAUGCUUAUACUCCACCUACAGUGAACUUACAUUGUAUGAAGUAACUCCUGGGUACCAACCUUUCACAAUUUUAAGAAAGAGCAUUCAGAAUGAUGUUUUGUUGGUUUGUACGGGUGUUUGUUGUUGUUGUUGUUUAAUUCUCCAUACUCAUUUUUUUGUUUGUUUGUUUGUUUUUGUGGUCUUCAACAGUCCUUGCAAUUAACUUGGAUAUUAACACUAAACUCAAGGGUUUAGUCAAUGAGUUAAGAGGAGAAAUUGGAGCUACUUUGAAGGGGAGUAAAGAUGCAAAAGACAGGCUGUUAAGAAGUGAGUAUGUCUGCUUGACAAAGUAAAGUGUGUUGUUCUUUUAUAUAGACAAAUUACUGCCGAAGUAUUCCCCUCUAAACAGACUGACUGCCAGUUCCUAAAAUGCUCUCGUUUGAUUUAAUUUUAUCUACCCAUUUAGAUGCAUGAAAAAACAAUAGCCUUGACCAUUUCAAAAUAUUUCACUGUUUUGUUCAGAGACUCGGUUUUUAGAACCAGGUUUUGAGUUGCAUUUCACAAAACUAGAACAUCAUACCGCAGCUCAGCAGCUUUUAUUUACAUGCACAACUUGACUGUAUGCGGUCAAAAUUCAGAGUUUUUCUCUCGGGCCAAGUACAGUCAAACCCCCUUUAAUACGGACACUGAGGGGGCAUAGAAAGUGUCGCUAUUAACGGCGUGUCCGUAUUAAACGGGUUGAGUUCAGAGAAAAUGUAAGGGCUUUCUCUCUUCAGGGACAAAGUGAACUUUCCGUCAAUAAUGAGGUGUCCGUAUUUAGGUGGCUGAACACAGUUUUGCGGGCGGUCAGCGGUAACUUGCGUGACGGAGCGUGUUUUAAAUUACACAAAUAAACAUGGCGGAGAAAAAGCCAUGAUACACAGAAGACGAUUUCUCAAAAUCUACUCAUUAAAAUAUUGUGAUAGUUGGCAGUAUUUUUACUUUUAUCAUAUUUUAAAUAAUGAGAACUUUAAAAUGGAAGUUGAACAGACGAAUUUUGUGACAUACUUAAUAGUACCAUUAUAUUAUUGAUUAUCUAAAAUCCCGUCUGUUAAAAUUUGGUCAAAUAAGCUUCAAAUGGUAAUAACUAAUUAUAGUAAGGUGUGUGCAAGUUUAUAGGAAAAUCUAAUUAGCGAAUUUUAUGUAAACUAAGCAAAAGUGAAAUUUUAAAGUUGUAUUCAAUCAUUCAUUUUGCCAUCGAAACUACGAAAACGUCAAAUUUUAGCUGUCAAUCAAAAUUUUUCGUCAGUAUAUUUUUCACUUGCCAAGUUUCAGCUUGUGAGCUGCAACCUUUCUCUUGCCAUGAUUUGGCAAAUGACAUAUACUCACAAAAUGCCAAAACUGUGUCCAGCAACCUUAAGCGGUUGCCCGUAAACCGGGGUUCGACUGCGACUGUAUCCAAAUUCCCAUGCUUGAGGAGAGAGGUACAUGUAAUUGGAGGUCAUUAUAGUGAGGUAGCUGGCAUUAUAGAGAGGUUAAAACAAACCUGGAUUUAUCUGUAGCUACAAAAAAAAGGCCGGACGGCUAUGGAGAGGUGGCCGUCUGCAGAGAUUCGACUUCAAAGGAUAAUAAGUCCCGCUCGUGUUGUCCUUCAGCGGCAUUUUUAAAAAUUGAUAAUAUAAGGUAAUAAGCAUAGAAAGGUAGAAUAGGCAUCCCCGCGUUACUACAAAUAAACAGGCCCGUUUUUUGUUUGGGAAGUGGACGACAUAAUUUUCAUAAAAGUUAUUAACGAUUCUUUUCCUUUUCCCCAUAGAAAUAUCAGUUGCUCAGUUUAUCAUCAGAGAAAUGAGAAUUUCGUCCCGCGCUCGACUUCCGACAGAAAUACCUGAAUAUAACCAACAAUUUAUAGAUGAUAUGAAAUCUCUUCUGGAAAGCUACAAACAGGAUGGGAAAGAACAGCUUUUCAGUACGGACAUGGAACUCUUAACCGAAGCUUACAGAGGCGACGGAUAUACAGACUUGUUCAUUCAAAGUGUUGAAGCACUGAUCCGUUCGUUAACACCCAGAUAG